This is a messenger RNA of Marchantia polymorpha subsp. ruderalis, 2719 nucleotides long. The record is from the annotation of a GenBank genome assembly. Lineage: Eukaryota; Viridiplantae; Streptophyta; Marchantiopsida; Marchantiales; Marchantiaceae.
CACGAGACCAUCUAAGAAGGUUAUGCAACCGGACUGGAGACUGGAGAUUACUGAAAAAAAAAUGGAGAUGUUCCUUAUCUGCUUCUUGGAAAUGAACUUAAAUGUCAACUUGGACCCGGUGUUACUCGAAUGUGCCAGAGAAAAUAGCUGAUAAUUCACCUGAUUCGGCCCAGUGUGAGUUAGUUAGGGCAUGUUACGAUAUCCGCUGCUUGAGGUGUCUGACAAAGAUGGCGGGAAAGCUCUGAAUCUAUCACAGUGCAGUCAGUAAACAGCAGAAUCAACUGAGCAACAGCAAUGAUUCGACGUAUUAGUCCGUGACCGUCCCGUGGUGAGAUCAGUGACAGUACCUACUGUUUCUGGAAUUCGUCGGAUAGUAGAAGUUAUGGAAAUUUGUGGAUUCCGUGUUACCGUCCAAAUUGCAGUCAGUGAUGUCAUCUAUAAUUCACUGAAUUCAGCAGCUGAAGGUUUCCAGGUGUUCGGGGAAUAUGCUGAAUGGAUGGUACCAUGCAGCUUACUGGAUCGUCCUGAUGCGGAUUAGAGAUUAGAAUGGCAGAAGGGUUGUGCAUGGAAGUGAAAUCGAUUUCUUGUAAACCUUAAUCAUGGAUCGAGGAGGCUUGGACUUCGACUUGGAGAAGACGAGGUUACUCAGUCUUGCGUCUAAUUCAGGGUUUGAAGAUUCCGUCGCGCAGUCCUGCCUGCAGGAGAUCAUCGAUCUAUAUGGAGAGGAUGGACUGGAUUUCGUGACUGUGGAGCAUUGUGGGGAAGACUAUCUUACACGGUUAGCCGAUUCCAUUCAAGAGGAUGAAGUUUGGGACGCUGGUGCUUUCGACCCUGAGUGGCCUGACGUCGAGUACAGGCUCGAUACACAAGACCCUUCUCCCGAGAAGGAUCUUGUGUUGGACGCAGCUUUCCUGGAAGAAAGUGAAAGUGAAGAGGAGUACGCACCUGAUUCUGAGGAAGUGACAGAGGAUGAAGAAGAAAAGUCGCCUCUGAAAAGACGAGCAACCAUGAUUACCAAGGUUGCAGCAAAGAAAUCUAAAGGCACUGUUUCGUCUCAGGACAACCUUCCUAUUUCAUCCUUAUCGCAGGAAGUCAGCACACCUGGGAUAAAUGGCGAUCACCCUACAGUUCAUCAAGUUCGUGAGGGAAAAUCGAUUACCCCUGUAAUGAAAGAGAGAUUAAUAUCUGUAGCACAGAUUCAGUCUGUGGAUGACCUGGAGCUGGCAAACAUUGCAGUUUUUGGAAACACUUCUUUUAGGCCCUUGCAAAGAAGAGCAUGCGAAGCCGCGAUGGCCGGGAAGGAUUGUUUCAUUCUGAUGCCGACUGGAAGUGGAAAGAGCCUUUGUUACCAGCUCCCUGCUGUUCUUACCCCGGGUGUUACCAUCGUCAUAUCACCACUGCUUUCACUGAUUCAAGAUCAAGUUAUAGCUUUGGUGGAGCACUGUGAUAUUCCUGCGACCUUCUUGAGUUCUCAACAAUCACAAUCUGAGGGGAACGCCGUAAUUCAAGAAUUGAGGAAGCCAAGGCCAUCAUGCAAACUUGUUUAUGUGACCCCUGAGAAAAUGGUCGGCAGCCCUAGUUUUCGAGCAAUUUUGACCAUAUUAGAAAAUAAGGGACAAUUGGCCCGUUUUGUCGUUGAUGAAGCACACUGUGUGAGUCAAUGGGGCCAUGACUUCCGUCCUGAAUACCAUCAAUUAGGGAUACUGAAAAAAGACUUUCCUCGAGUUCCUGUCAUGGCUUUGACAGCAACAGCUACCCACGAUGUCCGGAAGGACGUCAUGAAAGUUCUGAAAAUACCCCAAGCGGUUGUUCUGGAGAUGGGCUUUGACCGGCCCAACCUGACGUACGAAGUUAUAGCGAAGGAACCGAAGGAGUCAAUGAAACAAAUCGGGAAGCUUCUGAAGGAGAGGUUCAAGAACCAAUGCGGAAUCAUCUACUGCCUUUCUCAAAACGAGUCGAUGGAUGUUUGCGAGUAUCUCAUGAAGGAGUGCAAGAUCAAGGUCGUCUAUUAUCACGGUGGCUUGUCAGGUCCCCAACGAAUCUUAGCACAGCAAAGGUGGCAGAGAGGGGAUGUGCAAGUUGUGUGCGCAACUAUAGCCUUCGGCAUGGGGAUCGAUAAACCAGACGUACGGUUUGUUAUCCACCAUACACUGUCAAAGGCUAUCGAAGGCUACUAUCAAGAAUCCGGACGAGCUGGUCGAGAUGGACUUCCAGCAGCCUGUUUGGUGCUCUAUCGAAAACAAGACUUCAGCCGGAUUGUGUGCAUGCUUAGGAGAGGCAAGGGACGCAAAAAGGAGCGAUUCAAGGUGGACAUGGCACAAGCAGAGAAAAUGAAAGAAUAUUGUGAAGAGAAGAGUUGUUGCCGGAGACAAACUCUUUUGAAGCAUUUUGGCGAGUCGUACGACCGGAGGGCAUGUCAGUCUGGAAUCAAUCCUUGCGACACCUGCCGGUAGAUCGAUUUGAGCAGCAAAUUGUGGUAGAAUAGAAGCUGGGGUAGAUGAUAGGAAGUUAUCAGAAUGCCGGUCUGUUGUAAGGUUCCGUAAGAAAUGAUUUCUCUUGGGAAGAGAAUGCUUUCUCUUACGGUGAGAAAGGUGGUCGCAACUAGUUCAAAAAGUCGAUGAAGUCCUACAAAUUAGUACCUCACUCAAUGUAACUGCGCUGUCUUUAAUGGGUCCUGCAGAUGGUAAAUUUUUCUCUGGUAAAUGUGGUUAUACGAAGG